Exophiala oligosperma is the source of this 1709-nucleotide messenger RNA. RefSeq lists its product as uncharacterized. The coding region runs from base 338 to 1411 and encodes 357 amino acids. NCBI's taxonomy places the organism in Eukaryota, Fungi, Ascomycota, Eurotiomycetes, Chaetothyriales, Herpotrichiellaceae. The transcript has 2 exons. The record is from RefSeq and is a predicted model, not a curated record. Gene Ontology annotation, cellular component: plasma membrane.
AAAUCUCCCGCACCCUCCAUCUCCUCCUUCGCUUCUGCCGUCUCACUCCACCGCCGUCUCGACUGUGUACACUUAUAUGAACUUGAUGACGCCUUGAAUCUGGGUUAUUUCUGUUCUUCAGAUUUAUUCAUUCGUGACUUAUAAUCUCGAAGUAGACGUCCGCCACAUCCUGUAUCAUCGAUCGCCUGUCGCUUAAAUCGCGAGCGCAGACCUUUCAGUCCCAAAACAAACAACCAAACCAUCCACAUCAACAGGUGCGCGCUCCAUAAACACUUCAACCAGCUCGCCCAUCCUGUCGUCGACACGCCCUCUAAACACCGAAUCGCAACAUUCCGCAAUGGACUCUCCACGAGGAUCAAACUUGGACAACGGCAAGUCGCCAACCCCGCCUGUGGGCUUUCGCCCGCAAAAUGGAGGAAUCAUCAAGGUGCAGCCACCGCGCCGCGAGGAUCUUCAGCCCUCCUAUGCCCAAACCCUUCAGGGCGACAAUGAGGCAGAGACCCAUGGCUGGUAUGGAUCUAUGAUCAAUUCCUUGGGAAGCUGCGUUGGUUUCCUGGGUGCCAUCCCCUGCUGCGUUAUCUGCCCCAACCCCUACAAGCCUGUGUCGCAGGGUAACGUGGGUCUGGUCACCAAGUUCGGUCGCUUUUCUCGAGCUGUCGACCCUGGUUUGGUCAAGAUCAACCCAUUGUCCGAACGACUCAUCCAAGUCGAUGUCAAGAUCCAGAUUGUCGAGGUGCCACGUCAAGUGUGCAUGACCAAGGACAAUGUUACACUCAACUUGACUUCGGUCAUCUACUAUCACAUUACAUCUCCUCACAAGGCGGCUUUUGGUAUCUCCAACAUCCGUCAAGCCUUGGUGGAGCGAACCCAAACCACCCUGCGACACGUUGUUGGAGCGCGUGUCCUGCAAGAUGUCAUUGAGCGUCGCGAGGAGCUUGCCCAGUCGAUUGGUGAAAUUAUCGAGGAUGUCGCAUCUGGCUGGGGUGUCCAAGUCGAAUCUAUGCUGAUAAAGGACAUUAUCUUCAGCAACGACCUCCAGGACUCCCUCUCGAUGGCCGCUCAGUCCAAGAGAAUCGGUGAAUCCAAGGUCAUUGCUGCCCGUGCCGAAGUCGAAUCCGCCAAACUCAUGAGACAAGCGGCCGAUAUCCUGAGCUCUGCUCCUGCCAUGCAAAUCAGAUACCUCGAGGCAAUGCAAGCCAUGGCCAAGACUGCUAACAGCAAGGUCAUCUUCUUGCCGGCCAACAACCAGACCAUUGGACCCGACGCCAUGAACGCGGCAUUGCAGCACCCAAGCUCAGGAGAGGCUAGUGGUUACAACUCGAGACAUCACACUGGCAACAACCCUUUCAACACCGAGACCAAUGAUGGCUUUCAGCAAGCCAUGAAUGCCCGUGUCGUUGAGAACAUCUAAGUUGGAUGACGACGGCAACGGUGACGUGAUUGGUCAUUACGAAUAGCAAUGGCUGGGAGGUUGAAGAUUGACGAAUGAUCCCAUACCCUCUGUCGCAGGAAUCUUCGCAGUUAUGUCCAGGAAUCCUUUAAAAUGGGUCUGGAGGUUCGGCGCAUCUGAAUUUUCUUUGUUGAGAUACCCCUUCAAUGAGUAUCAUGGCACUCGCUUGACGAUUGUACAAUUAUUUGAUCUAGCUAUCUGCUGUUUCUCAUAUUGUUAGUUGAUCGUUUUGUCCUGUUAAUGAAUGUGUUUAGUUGUA